Molecule: messenger RNA, 1371 nt
Organism: Nelumbo nucifera (sacred lotus)
Lineage: Eukaryota; Viridiplantae; Streptophyta; Magnoliopsida; Proteales; Nelumbonaceae
Source: RefSeq, a predicted model, not a curated record
AUGAAACAGAACCUUCAUUUGUUUCGGCUUAGUACUACUCCAUUAACAGCCAUUGAGAGGUUUCUUUGGAGUCCAAGCGAUUUAUCACAGAAACCGACCGAGUUAAAUGUAACUGAGGGAGAGACGCUCGUUUCUUCAGAUGGGUUCGUUGAUCUUUCAACUACUAGUGGUGCAACCGAUGGUUACUCUACUGGAGCUUCGUUGCCUAAUCUUCAAAAUAUGAGCUUCGUAGAUGGGUUAUUUGUAGAUGGAGACUCAUUUAACUGGACGAGUGAGAACAGGAAUCACGAAAAGUUGGGUGUAAUAGAGAAGGUGACAUUGGGAGAGAAGGAAGCAGUGAGUUUAGGUAAGAGAACCAAGGGUGGAUCUUCUGCUAAUUUGAUAAAAGGACAGUGGACGGAUGAAGAAGACAGAUUAUUGAUAAGAUUGGUGAAGCAAUAUGGUGUGAAGAAAUGGGCUCAUAUUGCUCAGAAGUUGGUUAGUCGGGCUGGGAAGCAGUGUCGAGAACGAUGGCAUAAUCAUCUCCGCCCUGAUAUCAAGAAGGAUGCAUGGAGUGAAGAAGAAGAGAGAUUGUUGAUUGAAGCCCAUGAGAAGAUUGGAAACAAAUGGGCAGAAAUCGCAAAGCGAAUCCCUGGAAGGACUGAAAAUGCGAUAAAGAACCACUGGAAUGCUACGAAAAGAAGGCAAAAUUCAAAGAGAAGGCUCAAAAAAGCAGCAAUUCAAGGAGGAAAAUCAAAGCCAUCUCUACUACAAGAGUACAUAGAGAAGAUUUUGAAGGAUAACUCCACCAAUAAAACCCCGACUACUCCCACUAACACGAAGGCCACUGAUUCCACACUCCCCACGACCCCAUCAAAACAGUUAAGUGUUACACUCCCAGAAACAUCUGAAUCCACCCUCACAGAGGAUUUUCUGACAUUGAUUGUCCAGACAUACGACGAGGAAUUGCAUUUCAUCACAAAAUUCUUUGAGAACAUCUAUGAACAGUCAUCCGAUGGUACGAUUGUGGAGUCUACAAAUGAAGAUACAGGUCAUGGUUGGGAUUUCCAAAAUCCUCUCCCUUUUGACUCUCAGACAUCUAUCGAGGCGGAUGAAUGUAGUGGCUACUCUUCCACGACCCCGAUCACAAACGCGUACGUUGAUAACAUCUCUGGAGAAGAUACCAAGACAUCACAUCUGUACUCAGAUCUUUACCUCUCCUAUCUCCUGAAUGGAGCUACUUCUUCAUCCUCCAUGAGUCAGAACUACUAUUUCGAAAACCCAGACAUAGACCUGCUGAGGAAUCAAUCUUCUUCAGAUGGCAAGAAAGAGAUGGAUUUGAUAGAGAUGGUAUCUUCUCAGUUCUCUCAGAGCAGUAGCAGUAGCUUUUGA